AUGUCUUUCUUUUAUGCAAUGGAAACUCCCGAACGGGUAAAGAAUGCCAAAGGCUUACACCUCAUAACCUCUCUAACUCCAAAUGGAAGAAAAGUCCACAUUCUUCUCGAAGAACUAAAGGAGGCCUACAGCUUUGAAUGGACGACAAGUCUGAUUGACCUCGACAAGAAUGAACAGAAAAAAGACUGGUUUCUCAGACUGAAUCCUAAUGGGCGUAUCCCAAUCUUGAUCGACAACAAUACACGUCCACCUCAUGUGGUAAUGGAAUCAUCCGCCGAACUUUUGUAUCUCGUCAAUUCAGCAGACGAAAACAAUCUUUUCUGGUUUUCAGACCCGAUUAAUCAAAGCGAGGCACUCCAAUGGCUAACAUUCUGGCAUGCCUCGGGGCAACCCAAUCAAGGGCAGUACAAUUUCUUUCGGAACAAUGCAGACCAAAGUCCUCAUGCACUGGCUCGCUUCAAGCGGGAACUGCUCCGGGUUUACGACGUCCUUGAAAUCCGACUUUCGGGGAGAUAUGGUGGUGGCGCGCGGGAGUACUUAGCUGGGCGAGGCAAGGGGAAAUAUAGUAUUGCUGAUAUCAAUGCCUGGGCUUGGAUAAGAAAUAUUCGACGGAUUGGAUUCUCAGAGGAGGAAUUGGAUCGGUUACCUCAUUUACAACAGUGGGUGGAUCGCAUUGCGGCGCGACCGGCUGUGGAGCGAGGUCUGGGAGAGUGGUACGAUGAGGAUGUGCAUCCAGAGUUGUUGCUUGAGACUCGAUGA
Molecule: messenger RNA, 759 nt
Organism: Penicillium subrubescens
Lineage: Eukaryota; Fungi; Ascomycota; Eurotiomycetes; Eurotiales; Aspergillaceae
Product: glutathione S-transferase family protein
Exons: 4
Coding region: 1-759 (252 amino acids)
Source: RefSeq, a predicted model, not a curated record